UAUGUCAGCCUCACCUAUUGUUGAAAUUGUAGACCGGAAGUUAAAGCUGAAAAAUGAAAAUUUUCAAUUUUUAUUCAAAGAAUACGCGAAUAAAAAGUGUAUUUUCAUAGGAGGAACAGGUACGGCUAGAUGUGGAAAAUCUCUAUUACAAAAUCUACUCUCUCAAGAUUUGCUUCACUUUAAAAGUCAUUUUCAUAAGAUAUUUGGCGUAGAGCCUGGCGAUACAUCUUUAACAGAAGGAAUAACAAUUUGCAAUGAACCAAUUAAACGCGAAAUCGAAGGUGAGGAUUAUUAUAUAUUUAUUGUUGAUUCCCAAGGAUUAUUUUCAAGAGAUAAACUGAAUAAGCAUGAUCUUUUCAUUCUUUCUUACCUGCUUUCAUUUUGCUCUAUUCUCCUCUAUAACGUUAUCAAACGGAUAUCGGAAAAUGAUGUCAACGAAAUUAGAUUUUGUACGAAAUUAGGUAUCGACGAAAAUGAGCAAUUUCAAACUUCUAAGAAACUUGGACUCUUAUUAGUGGCUCAUGAUAGGCCUGAAGAUGAUGAAUUAGAGCAUGGAAAAUUCAACAAUGAAUAUAAAAGGAUGGAGUAUAAGAGAUCAGAAGACACAGCGGUCUUUUUUCAAGGCGCCUUUAGAAAUGUACUAUUUUCAUUAUUACCUGAACCAGAUUCUGCCGUUAAGAGGAAAGAUUUCUCAUUUAAACAAUCUUUAGAUCUUGGUUUAAAAUUCUUUGAUGCUAUUCAAUUAUUGAAAAAUGAUUUGUUCAAUGAGAUAGUCUUGUACAAGGAUGUUGCUAAAACUGGAAAUGAGAUGUAUGAAUACUUGGAGACCACUUUUACUACUUUACAAGAGAAAGAUCAUAUAGUAAAUUCAAGAACACCAUUAGAACGUUACUCCUACGGAUGUUUGGUGGAUUUUGGAGAACAACUUUUAUAUGAGAUGCAAUCAUCUUUUGAAACAUCUAUACAUAAUUUGAAAUUUGAAGAAGAGAAUUGGUCAAUUAUACAAAAUGAAGCUAUUUCCUACGAUAAAAAAUACACUCUCGAAUUUAAAGAUCUAUUAAAAAGAGAAGAAAAUCUGCAAGAUAAUGAUAAGAUUUUUCUAAAGAAAAAAUUUAAGAAAAGAAAACAGAUUUAUUUUAAAGGAGAAUUAGAAAAAAUUCAAAAACAAUUAAAUGAAAUUAAAGAAAAAUUGCUAAUUAUUAGUCAGCAAACAAUUGAAUAUGAAAAAUAUUGUGAUAAAAAGUUUCAAGAUCUAAUUGAAAAUUACAAAAAAAGUGAUCAUUUCUUUUUAGAUGAACAGUUUGAAUUAUCUAAAGAUAAAGCUAUAGAAGAUAUUAGAAAAUUAUCAAUUAAACUGGAAUAUAUGACAAUUGAACAUAUAGAUAAUUCAUUAAAAAGAUUUUGUAGAAAUUGUCAAGAAUUCAAAAGGAAUAUGAACUUUGAUAAUGAAAAAAUUAAAAAAGUAGAGAAAUUAAUUCUCAAUAGACUUUUAUUUGUUGUUUAUCAGAGUAAUAGUGAAUUUGAUAUUCAACAGCCAAUAAUCACUGACGAUCUUUUAGAUAAAAGGAUAGAAGAAGUUUUAAAAAUGGUUAUAAAUGAAAUGGGAGAAAAUUUCUAUUUAAUUUAUAAAGAAAAUGAAGGAAAGUUAAAAUUAGUUAAAAAACAAAUAUUUGAAAAACUAAAUGAUGGAAAUAAACUUAAAGAUGUUUAUAAUUUUCUAAAGAAAAAACUGGUAACUAAUUUCGAUAGACAUUUCGAACUAUUCUGCUUGAAAAGUAAUGACGAGACUACGGCUUAUUACACAGUUGAUAUUAAAUAUCAAUUUACAAAAGAAUUGUUAGAUUUUACAUCUUACUAUAGAUAUAUUGAUGUGGAUUGCUUAUUAGAUCAUCGUUUACACUUUAUUAAUCAUUUUAUAAAGACUGUACUACACGAAAAAAGUCUAUUAAAAGAGAGGGGGAAACCACAAGAAACCGUACAGGGAAACCAAGUCUCAUGCUGUUUAGUUUGGUUAAACAGCAGAUUCAGAAGCCAAAGCUCGGAUAUUUCAACUUGCGAAGAUUAUGUUCAUUAUGAUUAUCUAUUGAAAACUAAUGAUUUCUCAAAUGUGUAUCUUGAUGAAAUUCAACUUAGAAAGGAAGUAUAUUUUAAAUGGAAGAAUGUGAGAAAUGAUAAUAUUUCAAUUUUAGAUUAUGAAAGAGAGAGUGAUAUCUUGAAGGUUCUAAAUUUGAAGAGGAUUAUUACCAAUAAUGAAAAAUUAAUCAGUUUAUUCAAAGAUUAUAUGCAGUUAAUCCCUUUAAAGUUGAGAAUGAACAGAUCUAUAAUUGAAGAUUGA
Molecule: messenger RNA, 2335 nt
Organism: Dimorphilus gyrociliatus
Lineage: Eukaryota; Metazoa; Annelida; Polychaeta; Dinophilidae
Source: the annotation of a GenBank genome assembly